Nicrophorus vespilloides is the source of this 1828-nucleotide messenger RNA. RefSeq names its product tubulin alpha-8 chain-like. The transcript is spliced from 6 exons. The coding region runs from base 136 to 1500 and encodes 454 amino acids. Gene Ontology annotation, biological process: microtubule cytoskeleton organization; mitotic cell cycle. Gene Ontology annotation, cellular component: microtubule; cytoplasm. The record is from RefSeq and is a predicted model, not a curated record. Lineage: Eukaryota; Metazoa; Arthropoda; Insecta; Coleoptera; Silphidae. Gene Ontology annotation, molecular function: structural constituent of cytoskeleton; GTP binding.
ACUGGUAGAUUUGCGCGCUCAACUCCAGUCACUUACCGUAGACCGGUACUGAAGAAUCCAUCACCUCCAACCGACGAUUUAAUCUCUACAUUAGAAAAUAAUUUUAUAUUCGGUCAACGUUUUUUUACUGAAAAAAUGCGUGAAGUAAUUUCCGUGCACGUCGGCCAAGCUGGUGUUCAAAUAGGCAAUGCCUGUUGGGAGUUGUAUUGUUUAGAACACGGCUUAAAGAAAGAUGGUUAUUUCAACGAGGAAUAUUUGAAAGAAAAGAAAGUUAAUGAUGAUAGCUUCAACACUUUCUUCUCAUCCACCGGUUCCGGGAAACACGUCCCCAGAUCUGUUUUUGUGGAUCUUGAACCAACGGUCGUAGAUUCAGUAAGGGUGGGUCCUUAUCGUGAACUGUACCAUCCAGAGCAGUUGAUAACCGGAAAGGAAGAUGCAGCCAACAAUUACGCUCGUGGUCAUUACACCAUCGGGAAAGAGCUCAUCGAUCAGGUAUCUGAUAGGAUUCGCAAACUUGCGGAUCAAUGUCAAGGACUCCAGGGUUUCCUGAUCUUCCACUCUUUCGGAGGAGGGACCGGUUCCGGUUUUACUUCCCUUUUGAUGGAAAGGUUGUCAGUGGAUUACGGAAAGAAGAGCAAACUGGAAUUUGCCGUUUACCCGGCGCCUCAGGUCUCAACUGCUGUGGUGGAGCCCUACAAUUCGAUCCUUACCACGCACACCACCCUUGAACACUCCGAUUGCGCCUUUAUGGUAGACAAUGAAGCAAUCUACGAUAUCUGCUUGAAGAAUUUGGAUAUCCCUAGACCAGGAUACUUGAAUCUCAACAGACUCAUCAGUCAGAUCGUUUCAUCUACGACCGCAUCUUUGAGAUUCGAUGGAGCCAUGAACGUCGAUCUUACGGAAUUCCAAACGAAUUUAGUUCCUUAUCCACGUAUACAUUUCCCAUUGGUGACUUAUGCACCAAUCAUUUCAGCAGCGAAAGCCUACCACGAACAAAUCUCAGUAGCCGAAAUCACAAACGCGUGCUUCGAACCCAACAACCAGAUGGUGAAAUGUGAUCCUCGUCGAGGAAAGUACAUGGCUUGCUGCAUGCUGUACAGAGGAGACGUCGUUCCGAAAGAUGUGAACGCGGCCAUCGGGACAAUUAAAACUCGAAGAACCAUUCAAUUUGUCGAUUGGUGUCCAACCGGAUUUAAAGUUGGUAUUAACUAUCAACCACCCACCGUAGUACCUGGAGGAGAUUUGGCAAAAGUACAAAGAGCCGUAUGUAUGUUAUCAAAUACCACAGCAAUUGCAGACGCUUGGGCCAGGUUGAACCACAAGUUCGAUUUGAUGUAUGCCAAAAGGGCUUUUGUCCAUUGGUACGUGGGAGAGGGCAUGGAAGAAGGAGAAUUCUCCGAGGCUCGCGAAGAUUUGGCCGCUUUGGAGAAGGAUUACGAAGAAGUUGGCGCCGAUUCAGGUGGCGACGAGGAAGAUUCAUUGGGGGAAGACCAGUAUUAAAUUUAAAAUAAUGCUCAUGAAAUUUACUGUUUACCAUAUUUUAUUAUUGUUUCUUUUUAAUUUGUUGCAUGCUAAUUCCAAUUUAAUUAAAACAUAAUAAUUAUACUUUAAAAGAAAUUCAAUUGCUUGUAAUUAAGGCAUACAAGAGAUGCACCACUUUAGUGAUAUUGAAAAUAUAGUAAAAACAAAAUAUUAAUAGCUUUUAGGUUUGUUUUUAAAUUUACUGUUUGUAUAUUUUAUGAUUGUUAGUUGUUUAUUUUUUUUACGCACAUUGCAUACCAUUCAGGAGAUAGAAUAUAAAUAAAUAUAGCAGAUAAGAAAACUAAAA